Molecule: messenger RNA, 849 nt
Organism: Aegilops tauschii subsp. strangulata
Lineage: Eukaryota; Viridiplantae; Streptophyta; Magnoliopsida; Poales; Poaceae
Source: RefSeq, a predicted model, not a curated record
AUGUACGCGCACGCGGGCCAGAUGUCUGGGCUGUCAGGGGCCGGCUUCGGUGAGCUCCCCCUAUAUAGGGCUGACGGGAUCCUCCCGAACUCAUCAAAACAAAAAAAGUCAGAUCCUAAAACUACCCACCCCGGUCUCCACCACCCCCGCACCACCCACCCCGAUCUCCCCAACCCCCGCACCACCCACCCCGAUCCGCCCCCAACCGGCGACCGGAGACAUCGUCGCCGCCGCCCAUCGUUGCCGCUAGCCUCCCACGCACCAAUCCCCGAGGCGCGCCUUCCUCCCCCGCCGCACCCGGCCUUCCUCCCGCCGCCGCUUGCCACCGGCCUCCCUCCCGCCGCCGCUGGCUACCGGCCUCCUCCCGUGGCCCUGCAGCCGCCCUUUUCUCGCGGCCGCGCGCCUUCCCCCCUCUCGUGGACCCGCCGCCGGUCUCCUUCCACGCCCCUGCCCCCAGCCUUCUCCGGCGGGCGCGCGCCGUCCUCCUGUUGUUGCCUCGCCGCCGACUUCCACCGGGAUCCCGUGCCUCCCACGCCGCCGGGCGGGAUCCAGCACCCCGCACCCGACGCCCUGCACCCCAUCUCCGACGCCGUUCACCCACAUAUAGCCUGGCGCCGCUGCUCGCGGCCGGGAUCCGGCGCCCUGCAUCCACAUCCCGGCGAGCCCAAAGCACGCCGCCGGCCUCCUGCCUCCCCACAUCCCAGCGAGCCCAAGCACGCCGCCGGCCUCCUGCCUCCCCACGUCGCUACCUACCCCAACCUCCCUGCUGCCCAGCUGGGUGGAUGCUCGAUGCGGCCCCUGAGCCGUCCAACUGCGACCGUCCUGCAGUCCAACUGCUCGCUCGUGUAG